Gallus gallus (chicken) is the source of this 5229-nucleotide messenger RNA. RefSeq names its product membrane palmitoylated protein 5 (gene MPP5). The coding region runs from base 317 to 2344 and encodes 675 amino acids. The transcript has 14 exons. Lineage: Eukaryota; Metazoa; Chordata; Aves; Galliformes; Phasianidae. Gene Ontology annotation, cellular component: plasma membrane; adherens junction. Gene Ontology annotation, biological process: establishment or maintenance of polarity of embryonic epithelium; protein localization to plasma membrane; morphogenesis of an epithelial sheet. The record is from RefSeq and is marked validated. Gene Ontology annotation, molecular function: protein binding.
GGGGUUGGCGGCGGCUGCGCAGCUCCGCGGGGGCUGUGGCCGGGCGUCUCCGCGGACUCGGCGGGGAGACGCCGCGGGAGGCUGUGACUUCCAGAGGGCGGCUUGGACGGAGCGUGUUGGUGGCGGCGGCAGCAGCAGUAACAGUAGCAGCAGCAGGAAAGGAAAGAAGAUUUUCAUUGUGGAUGCUUCUUCAGCUGCCUUGUGAUGGAAGGGAUAUAUUUUUGAAGUUAUAAUGGAUUUUACACAGCAGCGUAACGAAAACUGGCCUAAUAUCAGCAUUUCUAUUUGAAGAGAAUAGACCUAAUUGCACAUAACCAUGACAACUUCUCACAUGAACGGACACAUCACAGAAGAUUCUGACAGUGAAGCAAAAAAUGUGGAUCUUGCAUCUCCUGAGGAACCUCAGAGGCACCGAGAAAUGGCUGUCGAUUGCCCUGGAGAUUUGGGCUCCAGGAUGAUGCCCAUGCGGCGGAGCGCUCAGCUGGAGCGAAUCCGGCAGCAGCAGGAGGACAUAAGGCGCAGAAGGGAGGAAGAGGGAAAGAAACAGGAAUUGGACCUUACUGCUUCCAUGAGGCUUAAGAAGUUAGCACAAAUUCCUCCAAAAACUGGAAUAGACAAUCCAAUAUUUGAUACAGAAGAAGGGAUUGUUUUGGAGAGUCCUCAUUAUACUGUGAAGACACUAGAAGUGGAAGAACUACUAACUUCCCUAAAACAUAUCCAGCAUGUUUUGGUAGACCCUCAGAGCCAAGAGGAUCUCGCUCUCAUCUUACAGCUUGUUCAAAAUACUGAUUUUCAGAAUGCAUUUAAGAUACACAACGCGGUUACAGUGUACAUGAACAAAGCCAGCCCUCCGUAUCCUCUCAUCUCCAAUGCACAAGAACUAGCACAAGAGGUUCAGAGUGUUUUGAAACCCAGUCACCACAAGGAUGGGCAGGAACUUAAUGCCUUGCUGAAUGCCCCUCACAUGCAGGCACUUCUACUAGCUCAUGAUAAGGUUGCGGAACAAGAAAUGCAACCUGAGCCUGUUGCGGAUGAAAAAAUCUAUGAAAAUGUUGGCACGUACGGAGGAGAGACGGUUAAAAUAGUUCGUAUUGAGAAAGCUCGAGAUAUUCCCUUGGGUGCUACUGUUCGUAAUGAAAUGGAUUCUGUCAUCAUUAGUCGAAUAGUCAAAGGAGGUGCUGCAGAGAAGAGUGGGCUGUUACAUGAAGGGGAUGAAGUUCUGGAGAUUAAUGGCAUUGAGAUUCGUGGAAAAGAUGUUAAUGAAGUUUUUGAUUUACUGGCUGACAUGCAUGGCACUCUGACCUUUGUAUUGAUUCCCAGCCAGCAGAGCAAGCCACCUCCUGCAAAGGAGACAGUUAUACAUGUGAAAGCACAUUUUGACUAUGAUCCUUCGGAUGACCCUUAUGUCCCCUGCCGAGAAUUAGGCCUGUCUUUUCAAAAAGGAGAUAUACUCCAUGUGAUCAGCCAAGAAGACCCAAACUGGUGGCAGGCUUACAGAGAUGGAGAUGAAGAUAACCAACCACUGGCGGGCCUUAUUCCUGGAAAAAGUUUUCAGCAACAAAGAGAAGCAAUGAAGCAAACUAUAGAAGAAGACAAGGAGCCGGAAAAAUCAGGAAAACUCUGGUGUGCAAAGAAGAACAAAAAGAAACGGAAGAAGGUUUUAUACAAUGCAAAUAAAAAUGAUGAUUACGAUAAUGAAGAAAUUUUAACUUAUGAGGAAAUGUCACUGUAUCAUCAACCAGCGAAUAGAAAACGACCUAUUGUUCUCAUUGGCCCACAGAACUGUGGCCAAAAUGAAUUGCGGCAGAGACUUAUGAAUAACGAAGUGGAUCGCUUUGCCUCUGCUGUUCCCCAUACAACUCGAAGCAGGCGAGAAACUGAAGUAGCUGGCAGGGAUUACCAUUUCAUUUCCCGACAAGCGUUUGAGAAUGACAUAGCUGCAGGGAAGUUUAUUGAAUAUGGAGAAUUUGAAAAGAACCUUUAUGGUACUAGUAUAGACUCCGUGCGGCAAGUGAUCAACUCUGGCAAGAUAUGCCUUUUAAAUCUUCACACUCAGUCACUGAAGACACUACGUAAUUCUGACUUGAAGCCAUAUAUUAUAUUUGUUGCACCACCUUCACAAGAGAGAUUACGUGCUUUAUUGGCCAAAGAAGGGAAAAACCCGAAGCCAGAGGAGUUGAGAGAAAUCAUAGAGAAGACAAGGGAGAUGGAACAGAACAAUGGUCACUACUUUGAUACAGCAAUUGUGAAUUCUGAUCUUGAUAAGGCUUAUCAAGAGUUACUUCGGUUAAUAAACAAACUUGACACAGAACCACAGUGGGUACCCUCUACCUGGCUACGAUGAAAGAGAAUAAUUCCAAGGGACAAAUGGACUUCAGUUGAGUAAUUGUUCCAAGGAGAUCGCAUGUAGGUCUGCCCAGUAAUAAGUGUCUGAGCUCUGGACCUUGGUGGCUGCAUCCUUUGCAAGUGAAUUUGGGUAUUAUUGGGGAAAAAAAUAAAAAACAAAACAAAGCAAAAACACUAAUCAGCUUGAGAGCUGAUUUAACUGUUCUAGAGGUUGUCCAAAUUUUCUUUUUGUGGUCUAGAAAUGGAGACCUUGUCCGUACUAAAUUCUAAAGCUUUAGAUUUUUCUAGUAACAACUUUUAUACAUAAAUCCUCUUUUUUCUACCUAGUCACCCUUAGGGAAGCAAAGAUUUUAAGUGUGUGUAUUUGUAUAUACAGUCCUCAUUGUCACAUAGUUAUAAAUAUGAAUGUUAUUUAACGCUUAACUUAAUGACUUCAUGGGACAUGAUGGUAGUUCAGGAGUGUAAUUCUACAGAUCAUUGGGCAGAGAAAUAACCUACAUGUGAAAAAUGUGAUUAAUGAGAAAUCUGUCCUUUUCAAAGAAUGGAAGAACGAAGAUGCCACUCUGGUCUGGAGCUCCCUGGUGAGGCUUGAAUUUAUAUCCUAAAUCUAAAAAACAUUCCACUUUCUAAUAGCACUGUAAUUGGAAAAUGUGUAUAAUGUAAAUAUUUCAAUCCUUGUGUCUUCUUAGGCAGACUUUUUAAUUCUGAGUUGACUGCACAUUAAUUUUAGGUCCAAUUAAAGAUGAAUUAUAUUGAUCUUUUAGAUGUGAUAUUUUUAUGGGAUUUUCCUUGAAACAUCGGCUGGUUGGAGCCGCUGUUCUCCACAGAUCUGUAGAGAGAUUUAGGAAGGCAGAGAUUAUAUUUUUAUGAAAAAUAUAUGGUUAUAAAACACUGCUUGGAAGUCAGCUGAAGUUCUCAUGUUUUAUAACAGAAUACUGGCUAAAAUAGGCUGAUGUGCUGAACAUUGGAAGAUAAGUGGGUUUUUAAAUCUCUGCGAAUGGCUCAUCUUGUGGCUGUUGCUCUAACGGAUAACUAACUGGAAUUAAAAUAGCUGAAGGUAGCUAUUGUGUUAUAAACAAGUGUUGUAAUUCACUAGCCAACAUACUGUCCUGCAUUUGCUCACUACUGCAGUAAAUAUAUGUGUGAAACACUGGUAACUGACUGAGAAGUUGCAACAAGGCGGAAUACUUGUUAAAACAAAUAACUUGAAACGAGUGAACAGAAGGCAAGGUCUGUAUCCUAGUGUGUGCUCUGUGAAACAGAUCAGAUCACCUCUGCAUCUUCAAAUCUGAGCUAUGACAUUAGUUAAGUACAAAGGCUAUGUGUCUGCAGUGCGGGGGAGUUCUAUCGCUGAAGCUAACUGAAUGUUAGCAUCUUGGCUGUUUGAGUUUAGGGUAGCACAGUCCUUGAAUGUGAAUAUCUCUUAAUGUUAGCCAUGGUGUUUGUUACUUCCUACAGGUAAAACAUGAGUUAUGUCAGUUUGUAGUUCACUCCUGUCAAAUGCUGAAGGAUUUAACAAGUAGUUGAUUUUUUUUCCAUACUGUCUUGCGUAUAUUUAAGUUCUAAUGGAACAAACUCAUACCUGUAGCUGAACAGAGACCUCCAAGUAUAUGGGGAAUAUAAAGAAAUUGUGAAAUAACGUUUCUAGUUAGCGAACUAACAUUUUGUAUUGAAAAAUUAGAGUAUGCUCCUGUCCUGCUAUAAAGCAAAAUUAUUUGCUGGUUUAAUAUUUAGGGCUGAGAAGCAAUUAAAGAGGUAAGUAGUGACCCUUCAGGAAAAAAAAAAGGGGGGGAGGAUUGAAAACUUCAUGUUAGGAAAAAAUGUAAUGUUCUACAUGUUGAUGUAAGUACUGAAUACUCAAAUUGAUAGGUUUUUGCCUCACACUGCAGGCACAUUCUCAGUUUAUUCCAUAGUUUGAAAACGGCAAUGUUCAGAUGUAUUGGAUGUUUCAUAGGUGACAAAGAACUCUUAUCAAUUCUAUCCUUUUGCUUUUUAAGAAGAUUGUAGAUGUAUUAGGCCCUUUGGUACUGACUGUGUCCUCGUGGGACAAAAAGAUGAAAAGAUGUAAAAUUUGCUGCUUAAGGGUAACUUAGCUACACAAAUACUGUCCAAAUUCCCGCAGCCACGAUCAGCUUGAGAUGGUUGCUGAAAACCCCCUUAUACAUUCAGUGUUACAGCCAGUGUCACUUUCAGUAAUUGCUGUUAAUGUAUUUGAUGUUUUUCUCCCCAGUGUCUCUGAAAUGUUGUACAGAGGCUUGUUUGUAUAGCAAUAAGUUCUUGAAUGUAGACUUAAAGAAUGUUGAAGUUCAGCUCUAUUCUAAAUCCCAAGGCACACAGUACUCGCGAUAAAGAGGUGCUAUGAUGUUUAUAACCAGUGUUAGCUGUCUGCUGCUAAAGGGCUUUGAGCAGCACUAAGAAAUGUAUCUGGCUGUCCCAUCUGCCAUCAAUUUGGAUUUGGAACUACUUGGUAUAAGAAAUUACUCUGCCUUUUUGUACUAUUUUUAACACAGAUUGUGUGUAUUCCCUUGAGAGUAAAAGAGAAUAUGCAAACUUCAUUGGUGGAACACUUUAUCAUGGGCCUUGUAGUGAGCUGUAUCAGACCAAAAUGAAGGUAAUCUGCGUUUUUAUCAGUCCAGAUUUAAUUAAAAGUAAACAUUAGUUGAAUUGCGUGAAAGUUUUGAAUGUAAUUACAUGUGACUUCUUAAAAUGUAAGGUGGGGGUUUAAUGCCUUAAUUAAGGUAACUUUGCUCAGACCUGUGGUUAGCCCCACAUUGUACUUUUAUAUGUGUAUCUGCACUCUGUGUUUUGAGACAUCAUGAACUGCACACUAAUGUAAAAAUGUAAAAUAUUUCUAGAUUUAAAAUAAAUCACUGUACAAUUUUA